Molecule: messenger RNA, 5097 nt
Organism: Lichtheimia ornata
Lineage: Eukaryota; Fungi; Mucoromycota; Mucoromycetes; Mucorales; Lichtheimiaceae
Exons: 15
Coding region: 1-5097 (1698 amino acids)
Biological process (GO): long-chain fatty-acyl-CoA metabolic process
Cellular component (GO): intracellular membrane-bounded organelle
Molecular function (GO): acyltransferase activity; alcohol-forming very long-chain fatty acyl-CoA reductase (NADP+) activity
Source: RefSeq, a predicted model, not a curated record
AUGUCGCCCCAAGACGAUUCAACAACUGUGGAGCAAUCGCCACCAGCUGAACACCAACACAACAAUGACAAGGCGAACACCAGCGAGACUGAGGACGAGGAUACCAAACCAACACACCCCGUUAAAGACAAUGACGCUAUUGAGCAUUCGAACACGAACAAGCCAAUGUCGAUUCCAACCAUUGUCAUCAACAAUAGCGAAGGUGGGAACGUUGAGCCUUUACCAGACUCGCCUACGACUCCUGAAGAAGCUAUUCCAGCACAUGACGACGACGAGCAUAAUCAACAUACUCGAGAAGAGCCAAUAAUACAUGAAGAACCCGAUGAUAUUGUUGAUGAGAAGAAGGAAGACAAUGAACAGCAUGUGGAAAUGGAUGUGAAGGAGAAACCUCAGGAACAACAGCAAGAAGAGGAUGAUCCAAAGGCUGAACAUGUCGAACAACCACAACAAGAGGAAGAGGAAAUGACUGAUCAUCGACAUGAUAAAGAGACUGAGCCCAUAUCACCUGCAGCCACCAACAACGCCGACGUUGCUAUAGUGGAUGAGGCUGUUGUUACAACAGAGCACAAGCCUUCUCAACAACCUUCAUCACCGCCGGUCGAGCCCGAAAAUCCCGACAAUGAACAACCAUCAUCACCCAUAGCAACAAAGGAUGAGACACCACCAACAACACCAUUAGUCGAACCCGAAUCGCUGGAAAAACAAACUCCUAUAUCACAUGAGAAUACAAUGGAAGAACAGCCCCCAUCACCCGAACCGGUACCUGAAGCAUCAGCAGCAGCAGCAGCAGCAACAACAGGGCUUGGCAUAGCAGCUCAACAACAACAGGAUGAUGAUGAUGACGAUGAUGAAACGCCACUUUAUCAACGCCGUAUACAACCUCCAUCACCUUCAGUGGCUGACUUUUAUGCUGGCAAAACGGUGCUGCUCACAGGCUCCACAGGAUUCGUUGGCAAGGCUGUGCUAUGGAAAUUGAUUCAUUCUCUUGGUUCAAGUAUUGGCAAGAUUUAUUUGCUAAUUCGAAGCGGCAGCAACAAACGAAGCAAAAUUGGUCGGCCUGCAGAUCGUAUCAAAAAUGAGAUCUUGAACAAUAAGGCGUUUUUGGAUCUACGAUCGGACAUGGGUGAAGCUGUCUUUGACGAGAUCAUACAAUCAAAAGUACAACCUAUUACUGGUGACAUCAUUUCGCCCGACCUUUCCUUGUCAGAUCAAGAUCGAGAGAUGAUCAUCAACAGUGUUCAAGUUUUUAUUCACUGUGCUGCAACGUUGGAUUAUCAUGAACGAUUGGAUUUGGCCUUGGAGACCAAUACCUUGGGUACCUUGCGAUUGAUGGAUCUUGCAGAUGAAUGUGUUAACAUGGAGUCGUUUGUGCACAUGUCAAUCGCCUAUUUCAAUCCAAACAUGCCUGAUGGUUACAUUCAAGAACGUGUCUAUCCCAUGGAGAUUGGUGAUCCUGAAGAGCUAUUGAAGGAGAUUGUUGGAUUGGAGUUACAAGAUAUCCCAAAGAUGACUCAGCGCAUCAUGCAAGCAUUUCCCAAUACCUACACCUUUACCAAGUUCUUGACGGAGCAUCUCAUUCUCAAACGUGUGGAUUAUAAUCGGGUGGAGGAAGCACAAGGAGGUAAAAAGCAGUGGCCAAUUGCCAUUGUUCGUGCCACUCAAGUAGGAGCUGGUGCUUAUGAACCUCUUCCAGGCUGGGUGGAUGGUAUUACUGGCACCAAUGGCUCGAUCUUUUUGUUGGGUCACGGGAUCCAAGUCUUGCAAACGGAUAUUGGACAUAUGCCUGCUGAUAUUAUACCCGUUGAUUAUCUUGCACGUGUUGCCUUGAGCAGUGCAGCCAUGAUCCGUGCACCUGGUACUCGAUUCCUUUUGCCAUACAACGAGAUUAUUACCGAAGAUGAUGGAUUGAACAGCCCACUACCACAACCUAUUAUACCGUGCUUCCCCAUCAUUUAUCAAGUUUCGGGUAGCAGCUUACGAAUGGCAACGUGGAGUGAGAUUUAUGAUGGCGUAUGUCAUUACUGGACUCGAAAUACGAAGGUGUCAUUGCCGUCAUCCAAGGAGUACUUUGUGACCAACAAGGCUUUACUUAAAGCACGCAUCUUUGUAAAGAAUCACCUUGCCAACUCGAUUGUAUCCAUGACAACAGCUAUCAAUGCCAACAACAGCAACAACAAUGAUCGAUCUUAUUACUCCAAGGUGACAGCACGUACGAUUGAGAGUGCAUCACGCAACGCCGAAGCCAAUCAGCCCUUUUUACGUCACCGAUGGGUAUUUGACCACCAAAACGUGCGCGCUAUUGCCGACCAAGUGGCCAUGGACGCACAAUUCAAUUUGGCACAGUAUCAACAUAUCGAUUGGUUCUCGUACAUGGUCAAUUACAGCUAUGGCACCCACACCUACAUUGCUCAAAGCCCGCCUGGUUUGCGAAAUUUGGUCGUACCUGAUGAAUGGGAUUGUGCCUUGUAUUCAAAGCAUAUCGAUAUUCGCCAUUCCAUCAUUGAAAAGCCCAUCGAAUCCGUUGUAUUCAGUGCAUCCGAUAUCCAAAAGCGCACCGAGCGAAUGCUUAUUCAGCUUGUCGAGACACUUGAGAAUACGCAAAACUAUGAUCAACGUGAUAAGCGAAAGAACGAGGAAUGGAUCAAUGAUUUCGAUGCAAGCUUGGAUGAUUGGUGCCAUGAUGAUUCUGGUGUACUCAAGGAUGCAAAAACGGCAGCCGUGUUGGGACGCUGGGGCAAGGUUUUGGGUGAACAUGACGAAGCCAUCAAGGUGGUUGUAUUGAAUGAUAAGCGUGUUCGGAAUAGCGUUGAGCAGAUCAUUGAGACAUCAGGUGUUCCUCAGCAGACUGUGGUGGGUGAAGCGAUCAAGAUCCUAUUGCGAAUGCGUGAACGUACACAGCUGGCCUAUGUAUGGUUCGCGGGCGCCUUUUUGGAUGGUCUCUUUAAGCGAUUGUUCUCUACGAUUCGUAUUAGUGAAGCUGAUUUAGCCAAGCUCAAAGAACAAAUCAAGGACAAAAAUGUGGUCUAUGUUCCUGUAUCAAAGACGCUGCUGGAUCAGCUGCUGAUUUGGUAUGUGUGUUUGCGCUAUCAUUUACCUAUGCCAGCUAUCAUUUGUGAUGAAGCAUUGGCACUCCUUGGACCUAUUUCGGAUAUCCUACGUAUUGCUGGUGCCUAUUUUGUACGACGUGAUCAAAACACACGAUCUCCGCUCAAUACAGCCGUUACUGCAGCUUACACAGAAGCCCUUCUUCAUGAACAUGGUGCAUUGUCGAUGCUCAUUGAAAAGACACGUUCACGUACGGGUCGACUUCAUACAGCAUAUGCUGAUGGUAUGAUUGAUAUGGUUCUGGAAGCCAGCCUGGAAAAACAUCAACCAAGCGCACCCUCAACACCCACUGCCAACCCCCAAGCACGCCACAGCUUCCCAACAUCACGACGCAAAGAGACCGUAUUUGUGCCAUUCCAUAUCACCUAUGAGAAGAUCCCUGAAUUGAACAUGUUGAUCGAUCAAGUGCUUGAUCAAAAGCAACCCAAAACCAAAAACACACCAUCAACGCUUUCACCAUCAUCCACUGCAUCAUCUCCCAACGGCAAUGCAAAUGGUCAGCAACCUCAAUUACAACGUAGUAUGUCGGCACUUGCACGUUCGUCAUCAUUUUUGCGACCCAGUGCAUCCGUUGCUGGUCGAGCUGCCAACAAGGACAAUGGUGCAUCUGAAAAAGCAAAAUACGGUCGUGUGUACAUUGGCAUUGGUGACGUGGUGGAUGUACGCAAAAUGGCUGAUGACAUGGAUGGCAAUGAAGAUGAGUUACAUUCGGCUGUGGCAAGAGCUAUCCAAACCAAUCAACAUGAAGCCAUGGUGGUAAGCCCGGUGGCUCUUGUGGCUGCUGUCAUUCUUUUUGGUCGUUCGUCGGGCUCCAUCACAAUGGGCACCAUCUAUGAGCAUGUGUCAUGGUUACGAGACGAGUUGAAUGCGAAGGGCAUUCCAUUGGAUUGGCAAGAGCAUGAAGAUGUGGAAAUCAUGGUGGCCUAUGCACUCAACCUUUUGGACGCACGUCAAAAUAUCACCAUUGAUGGCAAACGUAUCACCGAGAAUUCCAAUGUGCGGGUGAUUGAGCAUGCGGAUAACGUCAUGGCCUUGUCUUAUAUGGCAAAUCAGCUUGUGGAGAUGCUUUUAGCCGAUGCCUUGUUCUCUAUCGGUUACCUAGCAACCGGAAGCAACGGCCAAGUUACAAGAGACGAGUUGUACAAGAGCUUUACAUUCCUGAUUCACCUCUUCAAAGACGAGUUUAUCUACCCAUGGUGCUAUGAGCAGAAAUUCAAUGAGCUACUGGAUCGAUUUAUAUCAAGAAAGGCCCUUGUACCCAUGGGCGAGGAAGGAGUGUUUGAGAGAAAGGCUACCCAAGACAAUGAUCCCACCAUGUAUACGCACGUGUGCUUGAUAGCAUCGCUCCUGUAUCCAACCCUUGAUGCCUACUGGAUUACCUCAUGUUCAUUGUCAGCGUUACGCGAUCUUCCUUACAUGCCACGCAAGAUUAUACCCGUACUUUCGCAAUGGAUUGCUGCACAUUUGAUCAGCGGUCGACGCACCAUGUAUCGUGAGGUGCUAUCAACUGAAGUGAGCCAAAAUGCUGUCGACAACUUUUUGGCAAUUGGGUUCAUUGAAGCUGUUCAUCCCAAGACCAAGCUUUCUCCCGAUGCACAAAUUCUACUAUUGGAAUUGGGUGUUACGACGAAUGAGGAUCUUGUCAUGGUUGCUUCGCAAGAACAUUCUCAACAGAGUGAUAAUCCACUUUCCAAAAUCCAAGAUUUAGCAGCCUUAUGCCACGAGAUUGAAAAGCACCGUUUUGGUUUCAAUAUCCAACUCGAGACGUAUCGCAACAGCCAAGUGUUUGACAAAUGCCAAAACCAGAUCCGUAGCAUCCUUCGUUCAGGUGGCAAGAGCUAUGCAGCAUCCCAUGGCAUGAAUCUAAGCAAGGACGAGGAUCAAAUGAUCCAAUUGGUCUAUUCACUCAAAUCAGCCGGCUCAUCCUCCAGUGAAUCUUCUAGGCGUAAUCCUCGAAGAGUCUCGGAAGCCUACAAUCUAAGAUCACCAUAA